CUGUUAACAUUCCGAUCGAACAGCAGAAAUAGUCGCGAUUAUGACUCGCUGGAUUUCUUCAAAUUUGUAAUUUACUGUUACAGAAAAAACUGUUAUUUUCAGCACGAUCUUAGGAGAACUUCGUUUUUAUAAUCGGGCACCUUGCUGUGAUUUAUUGCAACUCGGUUCUUUCGAAACGCAUUCAUUGAUCUCUGUAGCCGUUUAAAGAGUACACGAUUAUUAUGCGACGUUUAUAACAUUUGAAUAUAGUUUACAUAAGAUUAACGAAGAAUAAUCGUUCUAUUUCUCAAUUUUCGUUCCACAAUGAACGCUAAACCGUGGCUAAAAUUGUGGCUAAAAAUCGAGGCUAAAAAGCGAGAGCUCUGAAAAUCCUCUCAAACCCAUCACUACUGUUUUGUUCGCGAUGGGUUCGACGCGCGCUCGUUUGAUCAGAAUGCUACCAGUUUGCUUUGAAAAUAGAAUGUACGAUGGUUAAAAAUAAAAAAAAAAGGAACAAAACACAAAAACAGAUAAUAUUCACAAAGAAUAUAAACGAAGUAUAAAAUAAAAACGAAACGAUUCGAUCGAAUCGCGAUACAAUUCACUGUACAUCGAAUCGAGUACAAACGAUAAAGCUGAAUACAAGAAAUGCCAGGCGUGUCUCGUUCGUGGCACGUUGCCUCUCGACUCAUGACGAAUAAAUAACGUUAUAAUUCUUGCCAGAAAUUGAUCUGAGCCGUUGCACGAAACAUGACCGUCGAUAUUGUUUCCUAGACGACGGAGCCCCGCGAAAUGACAACAACCGCACUCCGCACAGCGGUAUAGAAAACAAUGGUACACCCAGUUUGCCUCGUACCAAGCAGUGCACCGAGACCUCGAUCAUUUCUACCCUUUGGACUCGUGCAUCGGCGGUGACCAGUGGUGUCCAGCGAAGAAUAUGUCCGUCGUCGAACAGUCGCCCCGCGGUCAGGAAAUCAUUGUUCCGCCGAGUUUGCCGCUGAUUUUGAAGCAGUUCUGCAAGGCUGCCAUUCGAACGCAGCCUUACGAUUUAUUGAAGUGGUCGAGCUCGUAUUUUCGAGCGUUGGCGGAGGGCGAGGAACCGCCGACGAAGCUCCGACUCGAGUAUCCACCCCCGAGCACCGCCUCCGGAUUGACGCUCGGUUUCCUCCAGAUUUUGCUCCGACAGUUCGGAGAUUACAACAAAACGUUGCCCGUCGAGACGAUACUAUGGCGAUGGGAUUGUUUGUGCUUGGACCGAAGGGAUUUGAACCUGAUCAUGAUGAUCGGGAAAUUCCGGCGACGGUGUCAAGUGAAAAAGUUCCUGGCCGUGGCCGUAGGACUUUUGGGAUCCAGCCUGUUCGAAACGAUGGUCUUGGUUUGCGAAUUGUUCACCCAUGAACCGGAAGGCGGAUCGGCCAUGGUUCCUGUUACAUUGUUUAUGGAGCUGUACGGAUACUUAGCAGGACUUCGGUGCGACGGAAGCGCGAGGAGUUCCUCGGACGACGAUCCAACGGAAUUCAUCGUGUUCAACGAGUCGACCGGAUCUGGAUCAUUGGCGAGCCAGGAUCUCAGCGAGGGCAAAUUUUUCGUGGAGCGAAUCUGCUCGGUUGCCAGCCAGGACACCGAAGCGGACGUGAAUCUGGAUUUGGAGUUGGUGUCGAAGGGGGACGCCGAAUCUUCUAGAAGUGAUAUAACGGCAAAUUUAAGCGACAGUUACACUGGCCGCAGGAAGAUGACCGACGAGAAGACGGAACAGGAGUCGUCCAGCGAAGGAACGUUGAAAGUGGAGUGCAACAAUGAGACUUCCGGCGCCGAUGUUGAAUCGAAUAAGAAGCUCCAGCUGACCGAUGAGAAAAGGUCGAACAAGAGCGGAAAUACGUCCGAGAAGGGGACAACCGGUAGCAAUACUCCGGAGGAAAAUGCCAGCAGAAGUCGAAGGAUUACGAGCGCGGACGAGAAGAAGAGAAGAAAGAGGAUCCUGGACUCGAAGCUUCUCAAAUAUUAUCCGGACAUUCCUGGCAUCGGACCUCGGCUUUCGGCCGAAGAGGUGGCCACUGUCGCAGUAUGGAUGAGCGAGUGUGCAAGAGUACAGGAAGGUAUGGUUGGUCCACGAAAUCUUCGGCAUAUGAAUUGUCCUCCUUUAGACAGGCAACAAAGCUCGAGCUCUUGACAGAGUUCAUAGUUCCGUCACUGCUGCCGAGAUUGACCAAUAUUAUAAUAUUACUCGUAUGAAAAAAGGAACGCAACCGCGGACAAACGUUUAAAAAUUGUGUUAGUUGAGAACGUAGUGGCUUCGUCACAAUUAUUUGAAGAUUUUCGACUUUCACUCGUCAUUUUAUUUCUCAUUAACACAGCAAUAUACCGAAUAUUCAAAUAUAAAAGUUAAGAUACCUUGUACAAGAGUAGCAGACUUACACAGUAUUAUUAUUAUCAUCAUCAUCAUCAUCAUCAUUAUAACUACUCUGAGCAGUGACGUAAUUCACACUUACAGAUAGUUCUUAUAUCCUAAUUGUGUAUCAUCGUGGACACGUUUCAAUUUGUAAGAGGUACAAGUACAGCUUCGUUUGGAAGUUAUUUACAUGACUUUGUAAUCAAACGAAAUACGAGUAUUGAAAUUAAAAAAAAGAAAAGAAAAGAAAAGAAAGACAUUCAGUGAACAGACACUUCCCGUUUUACUACACUUAGAAUAUUUUAAUAAGUACAAAUUUGGUAUAGAAUAAGUCUUGAACGAUUGUUUGAUCGAUUGAUUUUCUUGUUGGAUAUAUACCUACCGGAGAAGGUAGUAUUAAAUUAAAUAUUAAAUAUGAUUGUACAACGAUUAAUCGCUUAUUUAAAAUUUAUGGUCACUAGUUGUCGUUAUAUAAUAAAUUUAUAGAAAAAUCUGUGAAACCUACGCUUUCGUUUCAUAAAAAGAAAAUCAGUACCUAGUCAAUAUCACA
This is a messenger RNA of Megalopta genalis, 2918 nucleotides long. RefSeq lists its product as uncharacterized. The record is from RefSeq and is a predicted model, not a curated record. NCBI's taxonomy places the organism in Eukaryota, Metazoa, Arthropoda, Insecta, Hymenoptera, Halictidae.